This is a messenger RNA of Drosophila obscura, 886 nucleotides long. Its product is annotated as cuticle protein 64. The transcript is spliced from 2 exons. The coding region runs from base 63 to 491 and encodes 142 amino acids. Lineage: Eukaryota; Metazoa; Arthropoda; Insecta; Diptera; Drosophilidae. The record is from RefSeq and is a predicted model, not a curated record.
AAGCAUAGCACAGUCAGCUCUUCAGUCAAGAAGUCGAAGAAACCACAAAACCAACCAGCAAAAUGUUCAAACUGAUCGCUCUCGUGUCCGCCCUGUGCGCCGUUGCCAAUGCCGGAGUCAUCUCGCCCUAUAGCCACGGCUAUGGUCUGGGAUAUGGUGCCGCCCUGGCUCCCGCCUACGCCCCGGCCGUGAUCUCGCACGCCCCGAUCAUCAAGAGCUACGCCUCACCCAUUUUGGCCCACCACCCGGUGGCCACUUCGUACGCCAACACCUACAAGGUGGCCACCAAGGCCUAUCCGGUGGUGCAUGCCGCGCCCCUGGUGCACGCCGCUCCGCUCAUCCACUCGGCUCCGCUGAUACACGCCGCCCCGGCCCUGCACACCACCUCCACCUACCACGGCGGCUACGGCAGCUAUGGGGGAUACGGCAGCUACGGCAGUCUGGGAUACGCUGGCCUCGGCGGCCUCGGACACGGUGGAUACCUGCACUAAGGCGUGGAUUUCCACCUUCACACCACUCUGCGUUGACGACCCUCAUCAUCCAUAUCCAUCCAUCGAGAGACUCUGAAGUGAGAUUCAAGGCGGGACAUUCGCAUUUUGCUGCCGUCAAAGUGUGGAAGGCAUCGAAGGAACAAACUCCGCAUACCCCCGAAUUGUGUACAAAUUUCUAACCACUCAACACCCUCAAGCACAUAACUCCGAACCCAGAGACAGAGACAUCAGAGACCUAAGGGAGGAGGCACCGAGAGAACGAGAGAGACAGAGAGAGAGAGAGAAAGCGAGAAGAGAAGAUCAAGUUUCAAUGAUUUUGCUAUUUUCGGUGCAAAUUUCACUGCACUCAAGGCUUCGACACUUUUAUUUUGUAAAUAAACGAUGAACAAAAAACA